AUGUCGGGGGGCCGGCGGCGGCUCCGCGCGUGGCUGGUGGCGCAGGUGGAGAGCGGCCGCUUCGCGGGGCUCGAGUGGGACGACGGGGCGCGCGGCGCCGUGCGCAUCCCCUGGAAGCACGCGGGCAAGCACGACCACGGCCCGCGCGACGCCGCCUUCUUCCAGGCGUGGGCCGAGUACAAGGGCAAGCGCCGUCCCGGGGCGGCGCUGGACGCGGCGAGCUGCAAGACGCGGCUCCGCUGCGCCCUCAACAAGAGCCCCGAGUUCGUGGAGGUGCCCGAGCGGAGCCGCCUCGACGGGCCCCAGCCCUACAAGGUCUAUCGGCUGCUGCCCAGCCCCCCGCCCCGCGGUGAGUGA
This is a messenger RNA of Nothoprocta perdicaria, 357 nucleotides long. RefSeq names its product interferon regulatory factor 9-like. Bases 1 to 357 code for a protein of 118 amino acids. The record is from RefSeq and is a predicted model, not a curated record. Lineage: Eukaryota; Metazoa; Chordata; Aves; Tinamiformes; Tinamidae. Gene Ontology annotation, cellular component: nucleus. Gene Ontology annotation, biological process: immune system process; regulation of transcription by RNA polymerase II. Gene Ontology annotation, molecular function: DNA-binding transcription factor activity, RNA polymerase II-specific; RNA polymerase II cis-regulatory region sequence-specific DNA binding. The transcript has 2 exons.